Molecule: messenger RNA, 1448 nt
Organism: Aegilops tauschii subsp. strangulata
Lineage: Eukaryota; Viridiplantae; Streptophyta; Magnoliopsida; Poales; Poaceae
Source: RefSeq, a predicted model, not a curated record
CAGAGAGCAGCAUGCUGGACCACUCCCAUGGGUGGCGCCACACCGCUUGCAUCGUAGUGCCAUUGCAAUGGCAUCGUUAUGGAGCCGAGGAACCCUGCCUCCAUCUCCACGGAGGUGCUUCUGAUCAAGCACAUGUCAUACUCCACCACUGCUGCAUCAAAGGGAAGUGUGAUUCUUGCCGUCACCGCCUGUGAAGCCAAACUCCUCUUGGGACAACCCGAGGAGCUCGCCAAACACUGCCGUGCCUAGAAACUCACGAUGUCCGCCAUGUACACGACACAUCAGCCCUUGCCAGCCAUUGCCGAGGCGUGUGCACGAUCGUUCAGUUUCUUUCUCUAGCGCCGCCGCCGAUCAGGUGAGCCUCAUCCUGACGAGGACCACCAUCCUCUGCCACUUGGCUAGCUGAGCAAGUCUCCUGGCACUUACCAUGGUAGCUACUUGUCUUUCUGGAAACUGAAGAGAUUCUUCUGUCAGCUCGAGCUUGGAAUGCUUUGUCCUGUGGAUGGAGCGAUGGUGUUUGGAGACACUUAGCCAUGGCUUUAUAUCUCAGGGCUGCAACGGGGUAGCGACAAGGCCAUGAGCAGCCACUCACUGAUGACCCCAAAUCUGGUUCCAUGGAGAUAUCAUAAAAAUCAUUCAUCACAUUGUCUGCAGCUACUUCCACCAACAUUGCUCACAGAGCACUCAUGGCAUUGCCUCCUACCCACCGCUCUUGCUGAUAGCUACACACGACCCACACACAUAUGCACUGCCCUGAGCCCUCUCUUCUUUCGACUAUAAAACCAUGGCCUGCUCAACACAAACUUCAUCUCAUCUGCAAGCAAGAUCACCACACCUUCAGACUUUCAGAACCAAAGUGAAAUUUAGCUAGCCAGGAGCACACCAGACUCAAACAUGAUCCAUCCAAAGAAGCUUGCUCAGCUGGCCAAAAAGUGGCAGAAGAAGGUCGCAGCCAGGGCCGGUGGCCAGCAAGCUGACGAGUGCUGCAGCACAGUCGCUGACAAGGGCCAUUGCGUGGUGUACACAGCCGAUGGGGCGCGGUUCGAGGUCCCACUGGCGUACCUCAACACAACAGUCUUCGCCGAACUCUUGAGGAUGGCUGGGGAGGAGUUUGGCUUCGCGAGCAGCGAGGGUGGCAGGAUCACGCUGCCCUGCAAUGCCGCGGUUAUGGACUAUGUCUUGUGCCUGGUUAGGAGAGAUGCGUCCGAGGAGGUCGAGAGAGCGUUCUUGAGCUCCAUUGUUGGCCAUUGCCAUGGCCAAGAUGCAUCGAUGGGACCCACCCAUCAAUUUGCUCUUUGCACGUAGCUUAGCUACUGAAAAUCUGGAUUUUUUUGGGUCAGAUCUCAAGAAAUUGUACAGUCCGAUACAAGAUUGUAGUAUCAUAGGAAAUGAAACAUGGCGAAUAUAUCUUUUUCUCUCAGAGAAAUCUAAUACUUUGCCACUCUAAA